Lindgomyces ingoldianus is the source of this 615-nucleotide messenger RNA. RefSeq lists its product as uncharacterized. The record is from RefSeq and is a predicted model, not a curated record. NCBI's taxonomy places the organism in Eukaryota, Fungi, Ascomycota, Dothideomycetes, Pleosporales, Lindgomycetaceae. The transcript is spliced from 4 exons. The coding region runs from base 1 to 615 and encodes 204 amino acids.
AUGAGCUGUUGGACUCUGCACCUGGACACUUUUCCUAUGUUUGGACGCAGUCACGCGAAAAGUAAUUUUUUUCAUGUUCACAACGAUCACUGCCGACCCAAUGCAAGGUCUCACAUUUGUACGGAAAACAUUUCCUUGGCCUCAUUACCUCUCUUGACGCAUGACGUAACGGAUGCAACGAAAAGGUCUAAUCACUGUAAUUUUGCUUCAUGGGGUCCGUUGGAAUUGCCUUUUCAGCCUUUGGGCGUUUACCGGUGGAUGUAUUUGCAGCAUUCGCCUCUCUCUUCGAUAUCUACUUGCAUUUCCAGUUCGGGCACUACUCGCUCUCGGGAUAGCUCAUCGCAGGGCUCCUUCCGCGAAGAAAUGUUGGACUUGGAACGGAAUGUUGACGCAUUUUACCGCGUGUGUAAUGCAUUUUCCGGUGGUUCAUUAGGCAUUGUGUGGCAUUUUCCUCUCUUUCUGUUUGAUUCCAAAAAGCGCAAGAUUGGCGGCUAUUGGGUUGGGUUGGGACGGGAAGCUCGAUGGACAGAAGAAUAUCUUUCAUCUUUUGUGAUGGGAUGGCGCGGCGGCACUGCUAUUCAACGAGUGCAUACCGCAAUACGAAUUAAGGCAUGA